AUGGUGCCAGAGCAUAGUUUCUUGAACGAAUUGAGUUCAUGUUUAGUUUAUAUAGUGCCUGAGGGCUUUUACGACAGAGUUGAGGAAGGAAGUAUCAAGCUCAAGAAAGCAAAGAGCUUUGGAUUCUCUAAAGAAGGCAUCGUGCUCGAGGGUCAGGCUGAACCAAUAAAAUCCGACUUAGUCAUACUCGCUACAGGCUUCAAUAAAAUCCGACUUAGUCAUAUCGCUACAGGCUUCAAGGGAAUUGAUAAGCUCAAACACAUUUUUGAAUCACCAAAAUUCCAGGGCUUCAUUGCAGGGAGCGAUGAUUAUGCAGUUCCUCUCUAUAGGGAAUGCGUUCAUCCCCGAAUACCACAACUGGCAAUAAUUGGAUUCUCAGAAAGCGUAUCAGAUCUAUACACCUCGGAAAUAGGAUGCCGAUGGCUGGCAGAACUUCUUGAUGGAAAAUUUAAGCUACCUAACAUCAAGGUAAUGGAGAAAGACAUAGCAGAAUAG
Messenger RNA from Nicotiana tabacum (common tobacco), 495 nucleotides. Its product is annotated as putative flavin-containing monooxygenase 1. The record is from RefSeq and is a predicted model, not a curated record. NCBI's taxonomy places the organism in Eukaryota, Viridiplantae, Streptophyta, Magnoliopsida, Solanales, Solanaceae.